AUGUCUGCCAGUCCUUCUCCCUCCGCUGGUGGCGAUAACAAGCCGAGCGAUCAGAUUCAUUUCCGCUUCUGUCGCGAAUGCUCCAACCUGCUCUACCCGAAAGAAGACCGCGUCAACAACCGCUUGAUGUUUACCUGCCGAACCUGCCAUGUCGGCGAGCCUGCGACGUCCUACUGCGUUUACCAGAACAAACUCAACACCCAAGUCGGAGACACUGCUGGUGUAACCCAGGAUGUGGGAUCCGAUCCUACGCUUCCCCGAUCCAACAAGCUCUGCCCGAGCUGCGGUGAAGCGGAAGCCGUGUUCUUCCAGUCUCAACAACGAUCUGCGGAAACUGGAAUGAAACUUUACUACGUGUGCUGCACGUGCGGAAAUGUCUUCGUAUAG
Aspergillus calidoustus is the source of this 387-nucleotide messenger RNA. The record is from the annotation of a GenBank genome assembly. Lineage: Eukaryota; Fungi; Ascomycota; Eurotiomycetes; Eurotiales; Aspergillaceae.